Molecule: messenger RNA, 1668 nt
Organism: Capronia coronata CBS 617.96
Lineage: Eukaryota; Fungi; Ascomycota; Eurotiomycetes; Chaetothyriales; Herpotrichiellaceae
Exons: 2
Coding region: 1-1668 (555 amino acids)
Source: RefSeq, a predicted model, not a curated record
AUGUCGUCUUCAUAUCAUGGCGCGACUCUUCCCGAAGAGAUAUUGUCCCUGAUCUGUCAGGAGCUUGGAAAGGAUGGAGAGUUUGGAUCUCUUUACCGAUGCGCGCUGAGCUCCAGAUCAUUCGCGGAUCCGGCAUUACGGACAAUGUACCAGCUGCACCAACAUUCGCCGGUCUUUGAGCAGAGAGACGAAGUGGACGUCCGCCAACGACCCAUGAACUACGCCACCAAAGCUGCCGAACAGGCUCAAUUUUACCGGAAAUGGACCCUGUUAUGGCGGUCCAUCGUCUUGUCGAGUCUCGAUAAUGGGAAUACCUACAAGCCGUACUGUCGCUACAUCAAGACUCUGGACUUCCGCAACCUCUCGGCCAUGUUGGAAGACCCCAAGUUCACCGGCAAUGUACGCAAGGCCUUCUUCGCCGACGGACUGCAAGAAUUCCACUUCCCAAAGAGGGAAUAUAACAGGCAAGGUAUCGAUGUCGUGGCCACCGUCAAUGCCAUUGGAGAAGCAGUCACGGCGAAGACGACGUUACUGGAAGAAAUCGAUGGGCAUAUCAGCCCAGGUUUCUUGCCUAGAUGGAUUGCUCGAUCGCCAAAACUCGAGACAAUGGUGCUUUGGAAGGGCGAUGCUCUGGCGAACGGUGCCGGGGCCACGAUCGCAGAGCACUGCGAGAAAUUCCAGAAUCUGACCAUCCAUGAGUGGCUGUCUCCCGACGCCGACGAAGCUUUUGCAACAUUCCUGGACCAAUUGAAACCACAUACACUCAGCUAUUUCGAGAUGAUCAGCUACAACAACCUGGGCAAACGCUCGUUUGAAGCUUUGGGCCGUCACAAGACGUUGCGACAGCUCGAUCUAGGCAAUCUGAACCAAGAGGCCAUGCAGAACUUGAACGCGCUCAAGGACUGUACUGAGAUCCACACGCUUAAAUUGGAUGACAACUUUGGCACGGUGCAACUGGAGACGCUUAACAACGAUGUCUUUCUCGAGGUGGUGGAAUGGUUGAGUUCCUGUACGAACCUCCGCGAUCUCAGUCUAAAGAAGUUUGUCGACGGACCGGCCAUCCUCUCGCGGGUCUUGUACUCGCCCAAGGUCAAGUUGACGAAGCUAUUUCUCGAAGGUUACACGGUGCGACAUACCAGCGCGCAGUUGUUUCACAGCUCACUGGCCGAGCAAAAGGCGUUGGAGUCGGUCUGGCUGAAAGGAAACGGCGAAGACACCACUCCAGACGACCUCCAGAUCAUGGUGGAAGGACUGUGCAACCUGACGAAUCUGAAAGAGCUUGUACUGAAAGAUGUGUCGGACGAAUUCUCUGAGGACCACAUUGUCGCGCUUGCGCUGAAUCUUCCGCUACUCGAAGAUUUCUGGACGAGCGGUGGGGAGGUGUCGGCCCAGAUACUGCCCGCUCUUGCGAACUUGAAACAUCUCAAGAAUCUGACGCUGUAUGCGAUGACGCAAUUCACCUCGGAUGAAAUCUUGGACUUCUUGACGAGCCUUGAUCCUGACACUCAGAAAGGAUUCAACUUGUCUCUGAUGGCAGCAGAUCCUGAGUAUGACCUCGGCGAGACGGAGCAGGAGAUAAUCCGUGAAUAUAUCCGGACCAACCUUGACGGACGUUUUGAUUUUGUGUUGUGGCGAGAAGCCGACCCGAGCGACAGCGAAGACGAUUGA